This is a messenger RNA of Chaetomium globosum CBS 148.51, 975 nucleotides long. RefSeq lists its product as uncharacterized. Gene Ontology annotation, biological process: spliceosomal complex disassembly. Bases 1 to 975 code for a protein of 324 amino acids. Gene Ontology annotation, cellular component: spliceosomal complex. The record is from RefSeq and is a predicted model, not a curated record. NCBI's taxonomy places the organism in Eukaryota, Fungi, Ascomycota, Sordariomycetes, Sordariales, Chaetomiaceae. The transcript has a single exon.
AUGGCCGACCAAGACCUCAUAACCUACGCGCGCGAUGCCGCCAACCGCGGGGAUGACCUAUUCGCCCUCCUCGCCACCGACGCGACCGCCUCCGAAUCCGACAUCCGGCGGGCCUUCCGCCGCAAGGCGCUGACUGCGCACCCGGACAAGGCCGGCGACGCCUACGACCCAGCCCUGUACGAGCGCCUCGAGCGCGCCCGCGAUGUGCUCGUCAGCCCCGAGGCCCGCGAGGCCUACGACAAUGGCAUGCGCGCCAUCCUCCAGAAGAAGCUGCAGCGCGAGCAAAUGUCUGACAAGAGGCGGCGACUGGUGGAGGACCUCGAGCGCCGCGAGGCGGAGGCGAAACGCGUCAAGACGGCGGCGACCCAGCCCCAGCCGCAUGAUGCGGAGCGCCGUGCGAUGGCGGAGAGGGGGAGGGCCAAGAUGGAAGAGAUGAGGCGGUUGAAGGAGGAGGCGGAGGUGCGCGAGCGGUUGGCGAAAGAGAAGGAGGCUGCUGAGGCGGCGGCGACAGCGACUGCGGACGGGCCAGAUCUAUGCAAGGCAGCGCCAGACAACCGCCCCAUACCCCCGCCGACGGUGGACGACUACGACGAGCGAAUCGCGGAUCUUGAGAGGCGGUUGAAGGAAUCGCAACAGCGCAAGGCCGAGAAGCAGCAGCGCAAGGAGGAGCGGAAAACAGAGAAGGAGCGGAAAGCAGAGAAGGAGCGGAAAGCGGGAAAGAAAUCCGGGUCGCUGCCGGCGCCCUGGCCUACGAGGGGAAAGACCCCAGAAAACCCUCCACCCUCUACCGCGGCAGAACCACACGCUGACAAAGACAAGCUUUCCAAGCCCGCGGAAGCCGCGCCUCCCGCACCUCAGUCUGGUGCCGGCGAUCCGCCGAAAGCGAGCGAUCGCUUUGCGUCGACUCUGGCCAGGUUACGCGCUGCCCAGGCAAAAAAGGACGAAGAGAAGAGGCGGAAAGCCGAGCAGUCAUAG